This is a messenger RNA of Anopheles funestus (African malaria mosquito), 6236 nucleotides long. RefSeq names its product dendritic arbor reduction protein 1 (gene dar1). The transcript has 6 exons. Gene Ontology annotation, molecular function: RNA polymerase II cis-regulatory region sequence-specific DNA binding; DNA-binding transcription factor activity, RNA polymerase II-specific. Gene Ontology annotation, biological process: regulation of transcription by RNA polymerase II. Bases 1356 to 3269 code for a protein of 637 amino acids. NCBI's taxonomy places the organism in Eukaryota, Metazoa, Arthropoda, Insecta, Diptera, Culicidae. The record is from RefSeq and is a predicted model, not a curated record.
CAUUGAAGUAAGACAAAAAUAAUCUCACUUUCCCUUGAACAAAAAUCGAAAGGAUCGUUAAACAUUUCGUUUCUAUUUUGCAGUUUAUUUGUCCUUUCAUUGACGGACUGUGUUUGAGAGAGAACCGAAUGAAAAUGAACGCACGUAAAACGCGAGAGAAUGGACGGCAUAGCGAACAGCGAGCAUGCGUUUCUUUAGGUCCCAAUUGGACACAGUGUUUGGCCUCCCCACCCGCUCAACCUAGCGGGCUCAAUUUACGCGGCUCAGCCUGGCUCGGGUGAACCAAGUCAUGUGUCGAUAAACCAGCACGCGAAGAAGACGUACGCGCAAUCGCUCCGUGUGCCAGUCCUCCACAUGCUCGGCGUAUGUUGGAACUACGUAAUAUCUGGAUCGCAUUGCCGCCGUUAUUCCCGUGCCAAGUGAAAGUGCAAGCUCAGCACUUGAUCGUACGGUUUGCUGCCCGCGUGUGACCGUUACGUGUAGUUUAGAAGAUUACAACUUACAUGACAUCUAGUUGUUUUGGUUUGCUCAGUUUUAUUUGCUAGUAAUACUGGUGUCCAUGUGCCGCGUUGAUACACUCCGAGCACACUUCGCUCCGUUACAGCGCGUUAUCGAAGAACCUGAUCGGUCGAGCGUUAUCGAAUGUUGUGUGAUUGAUGAUUAUUUAGCGUAAAUCGUUCAAGUGUUAGAAGUUUGUGUGUUUCAAACCUCGAGUGUCAAUUUCCAAAGCCGUGCGGUUUGUAUACCAAACUAAUUACAUGAUCGAAUAGUGAAUAAUUAGUGAUAAGUGGCGAAGAUGUUGACGAGUGUUUUACAUUAGAUACGGCCGAAACCACGCUUGGUUAGGAAUUUGGCGCUUUGCGCCUUUUUGGCGGGUCUUAACUCAUCCAUUCACAACACGCCAGACCGUUUCCGUAUCGUAUUACGGAUUCGUGUGAUUAAUUGUUCCGACAUUUCCGACACUAAUCGAAAGCGGUCCCAUUCAUUGCGGAACACAGUUGUGCCGAGAUUCGCACUACGGGGCGGAAGCUGAUUGCGUUAUCGGAUGUGCAAAACGAGCGAUUGCCUAAUCGCGCAUGGUAAUGAGCUUUGGUGUGACUUGCAGCUAAGCCGUUUCGCAGACAGUGAUCGAGUGUUCUGUAUCGGUGGAUAGUAAUGAAUAUUUCCCUUAAGUGUAUCAUGAGGGCACUGGUGCUAUAAUUUGGCUAUUUACACGCAUUUGAGCCGAUUUUUAAAGCAUAGUGUGUGUUCGUUUAGUGAAAGUGAACAUUGCAACAGAACGAAUUUGCCGGUUCCCUGCGUAGAUCGUUAGCGAUCUCGCUGGUUGGAGCAUUGGUGCUGUAGGUCAUCGUUUUAUGGAUACAGCAGGAGAUCAAAUAGUACCGUCUACAAGCUUUUGGGUAAUGCAGUCACCAGAAUUAGAAUUUCGGCAUGAGCUGAUGGGGCGCAUAAAUAAAUUGGAAACCGAUGUCGAGCUGGACGUUGUACCGGGCAGUCAGCAUCAUCCAUCAUCCAGCUCACCAUUGUCGUCGUCGGGAUUAUCCAGCUACACCAGCCAGAACUACGAGCAUUAUGGAAAGGAGUUUUUCUUCGGUAACAAACAUCGAGACAUGCUGUGCACGGAGUCGGAAGAUUCCUUUCUACGGCCACCGCUGUGGGAGGACAUCACCAGCUCGAUACAGAACAUUGACCCCGAAAAUGCGAUCAUGCUUGGUACAAUGAACGGCAUACCGCAGGUGAAGAUGGAAGCCGUCGAUGAUCCGUUUCUGGAACCGUUGUCCUCGCCAUUGCUCAGCCCGCUCGAGAUCAAAACGGAAAAGAGCAACCUGCUUGCGCAGAACGCCACCAACCAUAAUAACAACCUUAGCCAUCUACACAACAACAACAACAACAGCAUUCACCAAAACCAUAUGCACAGCGACGUCACCAGCUGUCACACUAAUAGCAACAACAAUAGUAACACCAGCAACAAUGGUAGCAAUAAUUUCCUCUCGAACAAUGGGACCGGCUAUACGCACGGCAUUGCAACGGCUCACGGUCAUCCCAAUCAGCACAAUCUCAAUGGCUAUCUAGCUGGAACGAAUGGGAGUGGUUCUAGUCUGCAGCUUCUCACUAAUCACCCACCUCAGCAACAGCAGCAACAGCAGCAGCAACAUCAUCAGUCUCAGCAGCUACAACAGCAGCAGCAACACCACACUCAACUACAACAUCCCCACCAUCAGCAGCACCAGCAGCAUCAGCAUCAUCAGCAACAUCAUCCACAGCAACAUCUGCAGGUGAAUCAGAACAAUAACUACUAUCACUGGCAGCCCCAACAACAGCAACAACAUCAAGCACCCGCAGGAACAGCCACAUUAGGUCAACCUCCUGGUCCUAUGUACCAUGGCAAGUACGCACCAUCCCAGGGUUCCAAUGUUUGCCCAACACCUAUAUCGAGGCUAAUGUACGUUCCUCCAUUAACACCACCGAACUCCGAUCCCGGAAGUCCCGGGAAUAAUCUUCAGAACCCUCCACGUAGAACUCCACCUCCACCUUAUCAUCAGCAGCAGCAGCAUCAACAACAACAGCAGAUUACACUCCAAGGAAACCACAUCCAUCACCAUACGCACACCGGUAUGGUGGGUGCCCAGUCAGUUCCGGGUCCGAACACUUCGCAGCAGCUUCAACUCCAACAGCAGCUACCCCAAACCCCCGUCUCAAUGUCGCAACCAACGCAACCAAAUGCAAUUACGGCCAACGGUUCCCUGCAUCCAUUGCCGGCGAUACCGAAUGCGAUCGGGACGCUUGCAACGGUGACCGGUACGAGCAAUGGCAAUACCGGCAAUACCGGUGGCAACCCACCAGUGUCCACCCGUACCGGAACGUCCUCGCGUGGUUCUAGUUCCAAGCGGCAUGGUUCCGCACACAGCAUCAACAGCGUGCUAAGCAGUGCCGGUGUCGUGAAGCAUAUCGUAGGCCGUUACAACCGUCGCAACAAUCCCGAGCUGGAGAAACGACGAAUACACCACUGUGAUUUUAUCGGUUGCACAAAGGUGUACACCAAAAGCUCGCAUCUAAAGGCCCAUCAACGCAUUCAUACCGGUGAGAAGCCGUACACCUGCCAGUGGCCAGAAUGCGAGUGGCGUUUCGCAAGAUCCGACGAGCUGACGCGUCACUAUCGCAAACACACCGGCGCCAAACCGUUCAAGUGCAUCGUCUGUGAGCGCAGCUUCGCUCGCAGUGAUCACUUAGCGCUUCACAUGAAGCGGCAUUUACCAAAAAAUAAGUAAAAUAGCCUGAUAAGCGCUAGGCGUGCAUUAGAGAAGCUGUACAUUGCGUUUCACCCUCGGCAUAGAACGUACGAAAAACGAACGUGAAUCAGCUGCAAACGGUUAACGAAUCAAGCAACGGAAGGGAAGAAGCAGACGAAAGGGAAGCUUUCCACACCUCGGAACGGUAUGACGACACAGCAUGGAAAAUCUUUUUCUCCGUCAAGGGGGGAAAAAACCCACAUCCAAACAGUGGAUGUAAAAUUGUUUACACACAAACUUUGGACGUGCGUAAAAGAUGCUAAUGCCUGUUUAGUAUGACUCUACUCCUCCACCGAAAUUCACACACAGAAAAAAAACGACUGACGAAUUCCAGUCUUAAUGCUUUUGCUAAACGACUCUCGAGUCGGACGAUCGAAAGGGUGUUAAUUAUAGGGUUUUCGUCUCGAUUUCGGCUUUGGUCUGUUAAUUUCCAAAUUACAGCUACUCAUCAGCUACUCCAACGCAACGGAGAACCCGGCCACCCGCACAGUAUCCCGUUUCAUCAUCCCCUUUGCAACCGCAAGCGAUAACCGUUUGCAUCAAUAUUUGUCGAAUGAUGCGCCUAUGAACGGAUUGGUAACGGAUUCCUUCUUAGUUUGCCCUCAAAAAAAAAAAAUACGCCCACAAUGUCACACCAUCUUCUGCAGCAAACUUUUGGUUUAAAAAUUAACAAUUGCAUGAAAAACGGUUACAGAACAAUUGUGGUUACACCCACAACGUAGCGUUUGCGCACUUUGCUGUAUGGAUAUGUUUGAAUUAGCUGGAAAAACCAACAGACGUACGUGCGUGCGCAAUUGCUUGACGUUUAGUAAUUCACCCAACAAAAAAAAGAUCACCCCAUAUUUAGCGAAACUCUUUCCUUCCAAAUCCUAACAAACGAAAGAUCACCCACAGCAUCAACAAAUCCUUCCAACGCCCACGAUACGAACAAAACGGACCGAUUCGGGGACAAUUAACUAGAACUGGAUCGUUAAUUUCUUGCUCAAAUGUUUCCGACACAUUCCGACACAUUCCGACAGAUUCCUCAUCCCUUCUCCUCUUCCUCCCUCAAAAUCCGGCCUAAAAUAGGUAACGAAAUUAUUUGUGCAUCAACGGUAUGAAGGGAACACAAAUUUCUCUCAACUAAAUAUUUACCCAUUAUUGCGUCCAUCGGUCAGUGUGAGUCAGUGCGAGUUACAAAUUUGUUAUUUGUUUUGGGCGUUUAGUUUUUUUUAUCUCUGUUUAAUUUAGCGUUAUCCAUGCCUUGACUUAUUCGAAUCACCAAAACCGUCAAACGAUCAAAUCGAUCGUUUAUGCAGCAAAAUAAAUAAAUUUAAAAAAAAACUGCAAAAAAAUACUGUAGUGCAACUUUAUCUAUUGUAACUAGGUACAAUUAUUUAACUAUUUAAAGCAGCAAUUUAAAAACAACUGUUGCUACAAAAACGGAUGCUUUUCGGAUCAAACAUGACUUGAAUUAAAGCAAUGACUUUCGAAUGCAAAAGAAAAAGAGUUUACCUUUUAUGUUGUUUUGUAACUACUUUCCUAAUACAACAAACUGAUCUCAAAGCAUACUAAUUUCGAACUUACGAACCGUACAAAAUUUUAUCCUGUCUCUCUAUUCCUCUCGGCAUCUCUUUGCGCUCUUGCAAAAAAAAACCUAAAACUAUUCACCUAUCCAUGGCCUUUUUACCUAUUGCAUAUUAGCUAUAGUAAGAUAGUUGUUUUUAUUACUUUUUCGUUUUUUUUCUUUUUUCAUUAUAUUUAAUGUUAUUAGUUUCUUUGACUUUUUCGAUUUUUUUGUAAGUGCUACCAAAAGGUUAGAUUGCCUACAGAGCCGUAUGUUACCAUGCACUUUAUUUAUCAAAUCGAUCUUUAUUGUACUUAAGCCGAUUACUAUUAAACACAAAACGAAAAUCAAUGUACGUUUAUUAUUCGUUUGUUUUACAACCAGAAUAGCACCAACACUUGCGUGAUCCUACUAAAUAAUAGUGAUUUAAAAAUUAAAAAUAAUAUUAAUUGCAGUAUAUUUUUUUGUUCCGUAUACCAUCGUCGCUGUGUGUACAUAAGCUUGCACUUUAAAAGCUCUGCAAAAAGAACGUUUUUUUUCUUUAGAUAGGGAAUAAAACCUAUCUCUGUGUCGCAUCAUUCAACGAUAUAUGAAGAAGCCGAGCUCUUGUGUUCUUAAGUUGCCAUUAGUGUAUAGGACCUGGUAGUGAAGUAAAAGGGUUUAUUGUGAACCCACCCCCUUAACAAGGAAAUGGAAGUCAUUUCACAAAACAAAAACACACACACACACACAUUCCUUAAGUACUCUUUUUCAAAUAGUUCAAGAAGCAAUCAAGUACAACAACAGAUGCAAUGGUAAAUGUAUGAAAACGAUUGGCGUUGCUGAAUGAAUGCACGUACAUAAAAUCAUAGUAUUAUUAUUCGCCUCGUACAACCUCGUGUGUAACGAUCCUAUGUAAAGAAAUCGUAUUAUGAUGGUUUACUAGUUUAUUUGUUUUAUUUGUUUUAUAAUUUCAUCGCUAAUCGUAAGCAAAGCAAAAAAAAGAAAAACAACACAAACACGAUCGCAAAACCAAUUUAGCUGUAAGCCACCGUUUAAUUAUGUUGCCUACUUUAGCUUUAGAUUAAUUACUUACUCUAAUUUAGUGCUUUUCUCUCCCUCUUUUUUGCUCUCCUACUGUAAGCAGCCGUACUAAUUGUGUAAAAUGUGUUUUUGGAAUGUUUUAAGCACACGUUUUGCGUUCAUUUUUUGUUCGAAACAAAACGAACGGUUUGAUCGCUUUAUCGCUUAUUAUCAAUUGUUUAUAUGUAUUAUGCGUAGAAAAAAACAAACCCACAUCUUGGUCAACAACUAUAUCGUAUAAGCGUAGCUGUGUAAGUAAAUCGAACGGAAUCGAAAGGCGAUUGUCGCGCAACAUGUUUCAACAUUUUGUCUCAAAUAUAUGAAUGUUCAAAGGAAAA